This is a messenger RNA of Symbiodinium sp. CCMP2592, 420 nucleotides long. Lineage: Eukaryota; Dinophyceae; Suessiales; Symbiodiniaceae. The record is from the annotation of a GenBank genome assembly.
AUGACAGCGGGCCGGCGGCUAAGUGACCAGGUCUCUGAGGACCGCAGCAAGGCGGCCUAUGACUCCACGCGGCAGGCGAGGGCUGUGGCUUGCGCCCUUCUAGGCGGAUUCUCAGUUCCAUCUGAAGCCAGGGCCCUCAAAAGUUUCUGGGCGUUGCAGAUCAAUCGCUCGUCCACAGCCACUACGCCGAGCCUGCUCAAGGAUAUCGAGGCCUUGAUCGGAUCCCUGAUGGUGUCCAGCGCUGAUGAAGGAGGGAAGCUAGAGAUCGCCAAAAUGUCCAGGCACGUUGCCAUUUCGUCAUUCACGAAAACAUUCUCGACUAGGGCUUUUCUCGCAGUGUAUGACAUCGAUCUGGCAUCGACGAAUGUGCCAGAAACCUUCAUCGCCCCCUAUGACAAGCUCAUUGGGCUGCAGACCUGA